AUGGUAUGGCCACCCCCGGCAACAAGACAGGUCAACCCGAGCGGCACGGGCGACGUGAGUCGGAUGCUCGAGACACUUGAUUUGUCGGCCAGCAAUAGAAUGCCCUGGUACAUCAUCUCAAUAGCCAGUCUUGCGCUUAUCUACCUGAUUACCCGGCACUGGCUUAGCACCACCAGGGCUGGCAAUGCUGCCUUCAACGCAUCCUUCGUGGGUUUCUGGUAUGCCUGGCUCGCUCGCUUCCAGUUCUUUGUCUCCGCCGAAAAGAUUGUCGAGCAGGGAUACACGCAGUACAAGGACCGACCGUGGAAACUGACGGGCAACGAUGUUCUCGUUUUGCCGCACAAGUACUUGGAAGGGAUACGAAAGCUGCCUCCGAACGAGGCGAAUGCCAUGAAGGCCAAUCUAGACAACAUACAGAGCAAGUACACGCACCUGGAGGUACUCAACUCGACGCGGUUGUUCGUCAUCCGACGAGAAAGUGCGUACAGCACAAUCCUUAAGAAGUACACAAAUUCCACGGCACACUAA
This is a messenger RNA of Aspergillus brunneoviolaceus CBS 621.78, 528 nucleotides long. RefSeq lists its product as uncharacterized. NCBI's taxonomy places the organism in Eukaryota, Fungi, Ascomycota, Eurotiomycetes, Eurotiales, Aspergillaceae. The coding region runs from base 1 to 528 and encodes 175 amino acids. The transcript is spliced from 2 exons. The record is from RefSeq and is a predicted model, not a curated record.